Meleagris gallopavo (turkey) is the source of this 3735-nucleotide messenger RNA. RefSeq lists its product as uncharacterized. Lineage: Eukaryota; Metazoa; Chordata; Aves; Galliformes; Phasianidae. The record is from RefSeq and is a predicted model, not a curated record.
AGGGAGGGCUUCUACUUGGAACAGCUUUCUCCUAUUCAUCUGGGAAGGAGCAAGAUAUGGAGAGAGAAAGGGCAAGAGCCACUGGCAAAUUCCUGCCUCUCGACCAGCAAGAGUCAGGGCAGCACAGGCCUACCCUUACUGCCUAUUUGUCUGAUCUGGAAUUUCUGCCUGGGAUCAGUGAUCCUCCUUUUCCUUCCCUGGUUACUCUUCAACUGAUUCCUCUGCUUUCUUUCUAGCAACCACCCACAAAGUGACAACUGUGCUGCACAUGGUGCCAUAUAUCACCACAGAGAAGACUACUCCUACCAUGUCUUCUGUCAGUACCUCCAAGAUCUCCAUCUCCAGCGAAGCCAGCCCCACUAGCACCCCCAAAAUCCCACUGACAACAUCCCCUGCUCCUAGCAGCACCCUUAGCACCAGGCUGCCAACUCCUGCUCCGUCUACACUCUUAUUCACCUCGCCCUUAACCUCCACUCCAAAGCCCACACCUACAACACUGAGACCCAAGCCCUCUUCCCUGACAACCAGUGUUCCAGCAGAGUCACCUACAACUGCAUUCUCCACACUUUCCACAGCCAAAACCAGCCUGCUGCCAUCAUCUGUUUCUUCCCCCUUCUCAACUAUAUCCUCGACAGCACUAAGCACAUUGCUUCCUGCAACCUCCACCCACAAAACGACAACUGUGGUGCACAUGGUGCCAUAUAUCACCACGGAGAUGACCACCCCCACUAUGCCUUCCACCAGCACGUCCAAGACCUCCAUCUCCAGUGAGGCCAGCCCCACCAGCAGCUCAGGAUUCCCACUGACAACAACAUCUCCUGCACUCAGCAGCACUCUCAGCACUAAGCUGCCAUCUGCUGCUCCGUCCACACACUCUACCUCACUCCCAACCUCCACACCAAAGCCCACGCCUACAACCCUACAGCCCAAGCCUUCUUCCCCGACAACCCGUGCUCCAACAGAGACACCUUCACCUGUCUUCUCAACACUCUCCACAGCCAAAACCAGCCUGCUGCCAUCAUCUGCAUCUUUUCCCUUUUCAACUGUGUCUUCGACAGCACUGAGCACAUUGCAACCCUCAUCCACUCACAAAAUGACAACUGUGCCACACAUUGUGCUGCCAGUCACCACAGAGAAGACUACUCCAACUGUGUCUGCCACCAGUACCUUUAAGACCUCCAUAUCCAGUGAGGCCAGCCCCACCAGCAGCCCAGAAGUCCCACUGACAACAACAUCCCCUGCUCCCAGUAUCACUCUCAGCACUAGCUUACCAUCUGCUGCUCCAUCCACACUCUUCUCCACAUUGCUCCCAACUUCCACACCAAAGUCCACACCUACAACCCUGUGGCCCAAGCUGUCUUCUCUAAUAACCAGUGCUGCAACAGAGUCGCCUACACCUGCAUCCUCCACACUCUCCACAGCCAAAACCAGCCUACUGCCAUCAUCAGCAUCUUCUCCCUUCUCAACUGUAUCCUCAACAGUACUGAGCACAUCUCUUCCCGCAACCUCCACCCACCGAAAGACAACUGUACUGCAUGUGGUGCCAUAUAUCAUUACAGAGAAGACCACUACCACACCUGCUACCACCAGCAUCUCCAAGACCUCCAUCUCCAGCGAGGCCAGCCCCACCAGCAGCCCAGAAGUCCCAUUGACGACGACAUUCCCUGCCCCUAGCAGUCCUCUCAGCACCAAGCUGCCAUCUGCUGCCCCAUCCACAAUCUUCUCUACUUCGCCCCUAAUGUCCAUACCAGAGCCUACACUUACAACCCUCUCUCCUUCCACAUUUCUCUCUUCUGAGAGUGCUACAUAUUCGUCCUCCACACACAACACCACAUUUUCUUUUACUCCGCCUGGUGAAACAUUUUCAGUAGCAUUUCCUACUGCUGCCUCUGCCAAAUCCUCUCCAGCUGUGAUCCCAAGUCUAUUACCUACCACAAUUAAGUUUGCUCCCAGUAUCACUACUACUGCUUCCACAGAGAUCCCAUCCAUUGAACAGACGUCCAUUCAGACGACGACAUUAACCACCACACGCACCACAUCAGUUCUUUCUGUCACUUCUGGUCUUUCAACUUCCUUGUCUCCUGUUAGGCCAUCAACAGCACCACAAGAGUUUUGUAAAAAAGUGGAAUAUGAAGAAAACAUAACUUACAAAGGCUGUUCUGCAAACAUCACUUUGAGCCGAUGUGAAGGACUGUGUCCAUCUUCAACAAAGUUGAAUGUUGAGAACAUGGUGCUCAGUGCAGCAUGCAGCUGUUGUAGGCCAUUGCAGCUCCAUAAGGAGGAAUUUCAGCUACCAUGCGAAGAUCCAGAUAACCCUGGCAAAAGGCUCACUAAGGACAUUACUGUGUUUGGGGGCUGCGUUUGCAACUUUGACAGCUGCAUACAAUAGCCAGACCUUCUGAUAGCUUCAGAUACAGGUGUUGUUUUUUUGUUUUUAAAUUCUUAUUUUAAUUUUGUUAAACAUUAACAAUUAGUUACAACCUAAUACUUCCAUGGCAACUGCUCAUUGCUGGGAAUUCUGUACUGAUUAUACAGGUUAGCCUUGCAGGGAGCUUCCUGAACAGCUACCUGGAGCAUCAAUUAAAUUAACUGAAUGAUGAAUUAUUCCUAAUCUUGAGGGGAAGGGGUGGGGAGAGAGUGGGCAUGGUUUAGGAGCAAAGACUGUCAGAGUCCAUCUAGCCUUGUUCAGGGCAAUACUUGACUAGAGGCUAAACACUGGCCUGUGCACUGUGCAAUAACAGAAUUUUGACUUUCAAAUAAAGUAGAAGGAAUUGGAUUUGUUAAAUCAUUCCUCAUUGUUUGACCAAUUAUUUUGCCUACAGAUAGGCUGUUAGGUUGACUACACUUGAACUAGGACCUGUGGAUUAGCCCAUUACUGCACAAACGAGGAAAAGAGACAACCAAAGCAAGCCACUGCCCUUCCUCUGAAAGCAGGUGCAGUGCUUGUGCUCAUCUUCUGGAGGCAGCUGCUGUCAGACUGCAAGGUGCUACAUAAGCCCAAACCUCCGUGGGAGGAGGUACCUCUGUGCAUCCUUCAUGUGGGGCAUUUCUCAAAAUUCAUUAACGCAGAUAAGCAGUGGCUUUUGGACAAAGAAGAAAUUUGCAGGGUAAUUGUCUGCUACAUUUUGAAGCAUCAAAAUAGUUACCAAACAAUAAAUCUAAUGGGAAGAAGGUAGUUCACCCAAGCAAUUUCCACUUGCUGCUAGUAGAGAUAAUUUUUUUUUUUUUACUACUAUUUGCAAUUCCAUUGAGAAAGAGUUGUAUAGAAUUUUAAGUGAGUUUUAGACAACCACUAAGAGCCUGAAGCAAAAUACAAACAAACAGAAAGUUUGAGUGAAGUAUUUAACAGCUCAGGUACUUUCUUCUUUUACAGCCAAGUAACUUCUUCCAAAUCCUGCCUGGGUGUAAUAACAGAUGUGUGCUUUUGUAGCCAUGGAAAGCAAUAUAUGAGUCACCAUCUAAGUUGCUAUUUAUGCUUGCAAUGCAGAGAAACAAGGAAAGAGCCAUUGUUCUGAAACAGCUGAAAUCCAGAAAACAGUUAUUUCAAAUUAUGUUAAAGUAUUGUGAUGGGCUACAUCAAUUUACUGUUACAUGUACUCUUAAGUGUUCAUAUGCUCAGCCACUGUCAAAUAUACGAAUGCUUAGGAAGGAAGAUUCUACAUCAAGUUUUCACUGUAGAGUGUUUAUAACACAACCAAAACAAAACAAAAACAAAACACACACACACACACACAC